GCGGUUGAAUGCGCACACCUCCCUCCCGUAGCUCGCCCACGGGUUUGCCCUAAUAGACGCGAAUGGGUUAAAUCCCCGUGUGCGGCGCAUCAUUGUAUUUGUACCAUUCCGGGGACGGCAGAGAAUUCAGCUCUAUAGGUAGGUUGUAGUUCAGCGUAUCACAGUAACGCCCAGCGCGUAGUACUCCACCGUUUUUCCUCUACACAGUGGGAGCCUGCACCUGACAUCAGGACACCUUUCAACAUGGAUGCACUAAAAUCUGCCGGGAGAGCUAUAAUCAAGAGUCCGGGAGUCCCGCGACACACAUGGGGCACUUCCAAACAUGAAAAGCUGCCAGAGAACUGGACGGACACCAAGGAGACUCUGCUGGAGGGCAUGGUGUUCAACGUGAAGUACCUGGGCAUGACGCUGGUGGGCCAGCCCAAAGGGGAGGACAUGGCCGCCGCCGCCAUCCGCCGCAUCGUCACCACGGCCCGAGCCAGCACCAAGAAGUUCCGUAAGGUGACCCUGACCGUCUCACCCAAGGGGAUCAUCCUCACGGACACAGAGAGUGGUGACCUCAUCGAGAACGUCUCCAUUUACAGAAUCUCAUACUGCACUGCGGAUAAAACACAGGACAAGGUCUUCGCCUACGUCUCCCAGAGCCAGUUCAACGAGACGCUCGAGUGCCAUGCUUUUCUCUGUCAGAAGAAGAAAAUCGCACAGGCAGUGACACUCACAGUGGCCCAGGCAUUCAAAGUGGCCCUGGACCUUUGGGAGAUAGCCCAGGAAGACAAGAUCAAGAAAGCUCGCAUGUGCUGUUCCUGCUCAGGCAACGACCCCCAAACAGAGACGAAUCCCCACCCACACCCACACUGCGUCUCGGGUUCGGAGAAGAACUCGUCCCUGAGCGUGGACGAGAGGCUGCGGAAGCCCUUUCUGUCCGCAUCACUCCACUCGCCGUCACCACGUAGCAACCCGACCAAGAGACGGCCAAUCAAACAUGACUCCUGGGAUGUGGAAGAUGGUUUAGAUGAUGCCUUCUCAAGGUGCAUGACGUGUUAGGUCAGCGUGACUCUCAGCUCUAACAUGUCUCAAAGCAAUCUUUGUAAGAUUUCACACAAACAGAUGGGGCUGCCACAGUCCCGUGGGAUGCCAACCUCUCAGUCACCUUUCUGAGGAAGGUGACAUUUUAUACAGCUUCACCUAGAGGCAGGUAGCAAGCCGAAGAACCGAACCGUACAAUUAUAAAAUCCUGUUGAAAUGUCACAUAUAAAUGUCACUGUUUUAUUUAGAGUGCAAUUUUGUAAAAUUGGUUUCAAGAGACUGAUUGUGUGAACAUCUUGUCAGUAUGCCUCUGUUGUGAAUCAUUUUGGGUAAGUAAACAAAAGAUUGUGAUCAUGUAUUCAGAGGCUUUUUUGAACAGCAGAAUACCUCAGAGAUGCUCCUCUGAUCUCUCUCUCUCUCUCUCUCUCUCUCUCUCCCUCCCUCUCUCUCCUAUGUAUAGAGAUACUUCAUCGUCAGAUAAUGAGGUGUUGCAGGCAGUGCAGUACAACCUACUUAGUAGCUGACUCAUCCGACCCCCAACCCAAUGCAAGCCACAUCUGGGCCAGAACUAAGCCAGGCCCGUCUCAGAUGUGUCUGACAGAGACAGUCUCGGUCAGAGAGUCACUGAUAAAUACUAAAUAACCUCCGGCUUGUCCCAGAUAGGUCUGCAGUGAUUACCAUACUUUUCUCUGGUUAUCAUAGUUAUUUUUGUUCCCAAAGCAAAGCAUCUUUCAUAUGUCGAUUAUCUCGGGGUUUUGAAUGAUGACUUGUGAUUGAAAGUAUGAUUCAGAUUGGUCACUGUGCUCACCCAUGAAAUCAGUGGUAGUUCUUCAUCUUUAGAACCUCAUUAUUUCAAUAUUAUUCUUCAUUCUAAGCGGACACCCAGAGCUGUAAACUAUCUUCAGGGACAGUCCCCCCCUGGUUACAAUGUGGAAAUUGCAAUGUGUUUGGUCAUCUGCAGUCAGAGGCUGGUGGGAAUGAGCCAACCUAUUCGGACAGCUCACAUCUAUGUGUCAUCAGCAUUUGUUAGAUCCAAUUCAGGAAACUUUCUCCUAUAUUGAUGUAGUCAUUAUGAAUCACCGUCGUUCUGGUUGGCCACGGCUGUAGACUCGAAAAAAGGCUGCACAGCCGAAAUGUUGCCAAUUAAAAACGUCCACUGCAUCUAGAAACAGAGUGUGCGUUUUCUGUCUAUUUUUUUUGUGUUCGCUCCUUCCGGCAAAUGCCACAGCCAUUGUGCCACGUCGGUCAGCUAAAGUUAGUCUUGGGCCUACCUCUCAGCCCUGCCAGUGGUCAUUCUUGCAGGUAGGAAACUGCUUUGUCAUCCUGGCAAAAGAGGCCAUCGGUCAUUACCGUAAUGAGAUGAGGAGUGAGCAGACGACGCAGUGACAUAAAUCACCAGAAAUGAGAUGAAAUUGAGGUGGUCAUCUCCUCUCUCCAGUUUGGCACAAGGAUGCCGUUACAUACUGCCCGCCACUACCCCUCUUGACCAGCAAACAAAAUCGUUUAAGUGCCGCCUGCAAAGAGUGCGUCAGCCAGCAAAACUCUAAUUAUGGCUGCCUCAGGUAUAGCCACACCCCAGCAUCUACCCAUGGCUGGCCCGUCAGGGGUCUCUUUGGAGAAGCGGGAUUAGGACAGCAGUGGCCAGAGGACACAGCAGGGGGUCACAGCUGAGGUGCCUGUGUUGCAAACACGCUUGGAUGACUGAGCAAUUUUGUCAGGCUGUGACAGACACGGAAGGUUGUGUGGCUGUGUGUGUGUGUGUGUGUGUGAGAG
Messenger RNA from Alosa alosa (allis shad), 2799 nucleotides. Its product is annotated as low density lipoprotein receptor adapter protein 1. NCBI's taxonomy places the organism in Eukaryota, Metazoa, Chordata, Actinopteri, Clupeiformes, Clupeidae. The transcript is spliced from 9 exons. The record is from RefSeq and is a predicted model, not a curated record. Bases 244 to 1044 code for a protein of 266 amino acids.